UUGACUUUCUUGUUUUCUUAAUAGAGAUGUUGAAAAUUAUGCAUUCUCCUCCUCCCCAGUUGAUUGCUGCUUUGAAAAUUCUCUGAAGAAGAAGAUUGAGAACGGUUUGAACACUAAUCCAUUUUCCAACCACCGAAGGAGGAAUUAUGCAUCCUCCUUGAUCCUCCUCAUCCAUUUUCUGACGUCCAGGUUUCAUUUUCUCCAUAUAUCUGAUCGACCUUAAUCGAGAGUAUUCGAACUAGUUAAGGUUUGAUAGCUGGAAAAUGGAAAGAUCUUCAACGAUGCAAUCUAUACAUGAGAAUUUCAAGAAUGUUAGAGGACAGUUAAAGAAGGUUUACAGAACUAUAAAAACUCUUGAAAACUGGAGGAAGGCAAUCCUAUUAGUCUGCGUUGUCGCAUUGGGUGUUGAUCCUUUGUUUCUCUUCAUCCCCGUGAUUGAUUCUCCUAACUUCUGCUUCACCUUCGACAAGAAGCUUGCAGCAGCAGUUUCUGUCAUUCGCACCUUUAUCGACACGUUCUAUGUGAUUCACAUCAUUUUUAAUUUCAUCACCGAGUUCAUAGCCCCUCGUUCUCAAGUGUCUUUACGAGGCGAGUUAAUCGUGCAUUCUAAGGCUAUUAGGAAAAGACUAUUCUUCUUUCACUUCAUUGUUGAUAUUUGUUCUGUUAUCCCCAUCCCUCAGGUUGUGGUUCUCAUUCUUAUUCACCGGUCUGACUCGCUUGUGUCACAAGAAAUACUGAAAUGGAUUAUACUUACUCAAUAUAUACCAAGAAUCAUCCGUAUCUACCCGCUUUUAAAAGAGGUGACAAGAGCCUCUGGAACAAUAGCAGAAACAAAGUGGGUUGGUGCUGCUUUCAACCUUUUCCUCUACAUGUUGCACAGUCAUGUGUUUGGGGCUUUCUGGUACGUGAGUUCAGUAGAAAAGAAAAACAAAUGUUGGCGUCUAGAGUGUGCUAAGAUAUCCGGAUGCAAUCUCACUCGUCAGUAUUGUGCACGAGGUCGUGAAAACAACGGUCCUUAUCUGAACACUACAUGCCCAUUAAUCGAACCAGACCAAAUCAUAGGGUCUACAGUCUUCAACUUUGGUAUGUACACUGAUGCAUUGAGGUCAGGGAUCGUAGAGUCAAAGCCAAGGGAUUUUCCGAGGAAGUUCUUUUACUGCUUUUGGUGGGGUCUUCGAAAUAUUAGUGCUUUAGGACAAAACCUACAGACAAGCAACUCUGUAGGGGAUAUCGUUUUUGCUAUUAUAAUCUGCGUCUCUGGUUUACUGUUGUUUGCUGUACUCAUUGGAAACAUUCAGAAGUAUUUACAAUCAACUACAAUAAGAUUAGAUGAAAUGGAGGAGAAGAAGAGAGACACUGAAAAAUGGAUGUCAAAUCGGAUGCUACCAGAGUACUUGAAGGAACGCAUUAGGAGAUAUGAGAACUACAAAUGGCGAAAAACUAGAGGCAUUGAAGAGGAAGCUCUUCUUCAUAGCCUUCCUAAAGACCUCAGGCUCGAAACCAAACGCCAUCUUUACCUUACUCUCUUAAACAGUGUUCCGUGGCUCAACAUGAUGGACGAUAGUUGGUUGCUAGAAGUACUGUGCGACCGCGUGAAGUCAGUGUUCUACUCAGCUAAUAGCUACAUAGUGAAAGAGGGUGACCCUGUUGCGGAGAUGCUGAUUAUAACGAAAGGCAACUUGAAAAGUAUGAUCGGGUCUAGUGAUAUAAGUGGCUACUACGAUGCAUCUUACCUCCAAGCAGGUGACAUAUGUGGAGAUCUUCUCUUUUGGGUUCUUGAUCCACAUUCUUCUUCUACCCUCCCCACAUCAGACAGAACAGUAUUGACUCUGACGGAUGUUGAAGGCUUCAUUCUCUUGCAUGAUGAUCUUAAGUUUGUAGCUUCUCAUUUCAAUCGCUUUCACAGCAGUAGACUCAGACACAUGUUCAGGUUUUAUUCAGCGCAUUGGCGAUUAUGGGCGGCAUGCUUCAUACAGGCAGCAUGGAGGGAACAUUACAAAAGGAAGCGUUCUAGGAUUUUACAUGCAAAAAGUGACUAUAAUCAUAUCCCACAAGGCACACAUCUCAAUCUUGGAGCAGCUCUCUAUGUGUCGAGAUUUGUAACCAAAGCACUGCGAAAUCGACAGAAAAAUGCAGCAAAUUGUUCCAUAUCUCCACAUAGGUUACCCCCAAUACCUCAUAAACCAGCUGAUCCCGAGUUUUCAAAGAAUUAAUCAAAAUGUAUACUUCAAAGCAAAUGAUAAUAGAGUAGUGUAUGAUAGGGCAUGAGUGAGCGAGCUUACACACAUUAGUUAUGUGGUCGUCUGAUUUUUUGGUAAGGAAAACUUGUGGACAGGCAAUGGAAAUGUGAACAUAUGUUUUCGGUAUUAAUUAGUUACUAGAUUUUGAUCCGCGCUUUCGAAGCGCGGGUUAUUAUUUUUCACUUUUAUAAAAUAUAUUAU
Molecule: messenger RNA, 2441 nt
Organism: Raphanus sativus (radish)
Lineage: Eukaryota; Viridiplantae; Streptophyta; Magnoliopsida; Brassicales; Brassicaceae
Product: probable cyclic nucleotide-gated ion channel 12
Exons: 8
Coding region: 264-2213 (649 amino acids)
Biological process (GO): monoatomic ion transport; transmembrane transport
Cellular component (GO): membrane
Molecular function (GO): monoatomic ion channel activity
Source: RefSeq, a predicted model, not a curated record